Messenger RNA from Engraulis encrasicolus (European anchovy), 5959 nucleotides. RefSeq names its product solute carrier family 25 member 25b (gene slc25a25b). The coding region runs from base 537 to 2183 and encodes 548 amino acids. Gene Ontology annotation, biological process: ADP transport; transmembrane transport; ATP transport. NCBI's taxonomy places the organism in Eukaryota, Metazoa, Chordata, Actinopteri, Clupeiformes, Engraulidae. The record is from RefSeq and is a predicted model, not a curated record. Gene Ontology annotation, cellular component: mitochondrial inner membrane. The transcript is spliced from 10 exons. Gene Ontology annotation, molecular function: calcium ion binding; ATP transmembrane transporter activity.
UUUUUGUUUCAUCAGCUGUCAAGUCUAUCGCCAAUUCAAACGGAGGAAUUCAACUUUUUUCAUGUAAACAGUGGAUCGGACACUGGAACGUCCCAGGCGGUCGAACUGGUCUGUAAAAAUCAAAUCCGAUACGCCCAGUGAAGCGUAGAAGGAACAUUUGUGUAGCUACCGGCGGCAGCGCUCAGCUGUGCUGACUUGGACGGCGACUCAGCAUCCACCUCAUCACUGUUCGAUCGGGCGGAAGGAGACAUUUAUGUACAGUAAAUGGCACAGGUAAACGUAGAUAGUUAGGGUAUAAGUGACAAGCCGUGUGUAUCAGUGAGAGGAGCUGCUAUUUUGAACUAAACUGGCAUCUCAAAUACCGGCAUUUUAGACAGCCACGUGACGUGACGUGAGAAAAUUACCGGGUAGCUUAACAGCUAGCCCACGGUGGUAGUGGGGACUGCCUGAAGUAAGCAACCGAUAGUCGGUCGUAUGUGACACGUUUUUUUCGGUUCAUCAGCAAUGUACGGCAAACAGGGUUUAGUUCACCUCAUAUGAGUCACACCGUUCGUGCCCACAUGAUGCAUCAACAAGGGUCGCUUGUUUCUCCUUUGUUGAGCGGGGUAUUCUGUCAGUGUCGCUCUGACGAGUCUCACCAGGGCGCCGACCCAGGAGGAGGAGGUGACGGUGGCACUGGCACUGGGGCUGCGACUGGGGCACCGACGAUGCCCCCCAAUGAGACACGGGAAUGCCCGCUGUCAGAGUCAAAGGAUGGAGGACUGUGCGACACCAUGCAUAACUGCCCGGUUUGUGGUGGACCCGAACAAGAACACAGACUGAAGGUCUUGUUCCAGAUCUUGGACGUGAAUAGGGACGGGGGUAUCUGUGUGAAUGAUCUCACCAUUGGCCUCAAGAAGCUGGGAGUCCAUCGCACAGAACAUGAACUCAUGAAAAUUGUCAAGGCCGGGGACAAGGACCUGGAUGGCCAGCUGGACUUUGAGGAGUUUGUGCACUACUUGAGGGACCAUGAGAAGAAGCUGCGGCUGGUCUUCAAGAGCCUGGACAAGAAGAACGAUGGUCGUAUUGACUCUCAGGAGAUUAUGCAGUCGCUUCGUGACCUGGGAGUGCACAUCUCAGAGCAGCAGGCGGAGAAGAUCCUCAAGAGCAUGGACAAGAACGGCACGAUGACCAUCGACUGGAAUGAGUGGAGGGACUACCACCUGCUGCAUCCGGCAGACAACAUCCCCGAAAUCAUCCUCUACUGGAAACACUCCACGAUCUUUGAUGUUGGUGAGAGUUUGAUGGUACCUGAUGAGUUUACGGCGGAGGAGAAGACGACGGGCAUGUGGUGGCGACACCUGGUGGCCGGAGGGGGUGCAGGUGCCGUGUCGCGCACCUGUACGGCUCCCCUGGACAGACUCAAAGUGCUCAUGCAGGUACACGCCUCGCGUAGCAACAACAUCUGCAUCGCUGGGGGCUUCACUCAGAUGAUCAAGGAGGGUGGGGCCCGGUCGCUAUGGCGAGGGAAUGGCAUCAACGUUCUGAAGAUCGCUCCUGAAACUGCCAUCAAGUUCAUGGCAUACGAACAGAUCAAGCGUUUGAUUGGCAGUAACCAGGAGACGCUGGGCAUCCUGGAGAGGUUUAUGGCCGGCUCAUUGGCUGGAGCCAUCGCCCAGAGCAGCAUCUACCCCAUGGAGGUGCUGAAGACCCGGUUGGCGCUGCGGCGGACGGGCCAGUUCUCGGGCAUCGGUGACUGUGCGAAGCACAUCUUCCAGAAGGAGGGGUUGGUGGCUUUCUACCGAGGCUACAUCCCCAACAUGCUGGGCAUCAUCCCCUACGCUGGCAUCGACCUGGCAGUUUACGAGACUCUGAAGAACUCGUGGCUGCAGCGGUAUGCUACUGACAGUGCGGACCCUGGCGUCUUCGUGCUGCUGGCGUGCGGGACCAUGUCCAGCACCUGCGGCCAGCUGGCCAGCUACCCUCUAGCUCUCGUGCGCACACGCAUGCAGGCCCAGGCCACUCUGGAGGGCAGCCAACAGAUGAGCAUGUCUAGUCUGUUCCGGCAGAUCGUACAGACGGAGGGUCCGAUCGGCCUGUACCGCGGCCUGGCCCCCAACUUCAUGAAGGUCAUCCCGGCCGUCAGCAUCAGCUAUGUGGUGUACGAGAACCUCAAAGUCACGCUCGGCGUGCAGUCGCGAUGAGGAGGGAGUGCGACAGGACACGCAUAGGACCGAUCAGGGCAAAAACACAAAACACGCACAUCCUGCGAAAAAAGGCAUAUUUUUUGUUUGUUUUGAAACAAAAUGGCUUUUUUGUUUUUCUUUUUCGUUGCGUUUUUUGGUUUGGACGGUGACGAACGAAACGUAGACAGAGUGCUUUGGGAGCGAGUGCUGUCCGGGAGUUGGCCAAGGGGUUAUGUUACCGUGGGCAAUAUGGGAACCUUCUGGAACCUUCUGCAACCUUCUAGAUUCCCCUGCCUGGAGUAGGGGGUUCUUACCUCCAGCUCUGUGGUUCCAUUUGGUGAGCGGUCAGAGGAAAGUCAUCUCGACACCACCCCCAAACCAAGUGAGAGGAAUGGGGGGGACUUGGAGGGACUUGGGUGGGCAGUUUCUGCCUAGAGACACUGUGAGCUGGGGAAAGGUGACUGUCCUACACUGCCCCAUACAGAGUCAUCAUUACUGCACCAUUAAUCAGUAAUAAUAGUUUCAAAGUUAUUGUUAUUUGGUUCUUAUUAGUGGUAGCACCACUUGAUACUACCUGUUAUCAUUGACACACGUCAGAUUUUUUUAUGUCAACGAUUUCCCCCUUUCAGCCCUCCAUAAUCUAACCCAUAAAACUGUUUCAAGGACAUAAAAUAGCCACCUUAACAGCUUGUACAAGUUGACGUUAAGUUAAUUGUAGUGAAUCCAGUGUUAGUUUGGUUUUGUGAAGGGACCAGCUGUUAAGGUAUUUCUGUAGUCUGGUAGUUUAUUAGUUGCUACCUUUGCACUCACGGUAGUGGCCUACUGACGUACUGCUGCGCUUGUGUGAGAGGAAGAGGAUCUUCUUGUGUCUUGUCCAUAGGCAUACUGUACAUAAUUAUAUACAUACAUAGAGUAUGUUCUAUAUAUGGUGUGUCUAGGGUCCUGACGAAGGGCACAUUGAAGAUUUCAAUCUCUCACUGCAGUACCAUCUCUCUUAUAUAGGGGGCAGUGUCUGCCUAGCAGUGUGGAGAGAGUUUGGGUGAGGAUCUUUCUUGCCCCCCAGGCACCAUUAGUAACACGAAGGGCUUGUUUCAUAUUUUUUUUAAUUAAAAACUUUAUUUUUCAUUUGUUUUGUAUUGCUCUUAUCUGCCCCUAUUUGUUCAAAUUUCAAAGAAUUCGAAUAAUACGUUGGAUUCUUAUUUUGUUUUGUUUACAUAAUUUAUUCAAAGUAAUUCCUUCUCUUUUCACUCCCAUUUUGUAUUUAUUUAUUCUUUUCUCUUUUUUUGUAAAAUGGAGAUCAUCUCUCCACCACCCCCACCCCCCCCCAUAACCAAAACGAUAUGGAAUUUAUUGUGUAGUGUGUAUGGAGAAAGUUGCUGUGGUCCAGAACCUCUAGUGUCUUACGUCAAUAUUAUCUUCUCAAAUAAUUGUAUAAGGACUGUUUAAGAAAAAGUGAGUUUUAAUUUAUUUUUAUAUACGUAGAUAUUUAUUGAAAUGCUGUCUGUAUGAGUAUUCUAGCUGAACACUUAAUAACACGUUAGGUGAGGAGUUUUUGUCAUAUUUUUGGUCUGUAAUCCUUAAUUAGUCUUAAACAAACUAUAUCAGAAGUAAACCACGUUAUCAAAUGCCAGGAAUUCAUACUGGCAUGUAUUGGUAAGGCAAGUUAGAGACAGACUUUCCGGCUCAGACAAUACUGAUUGAGGGCUAUGAAAAAAAAUGAUUAAAAAUAAUUACAUUUAAAGAGGCUGCUAGCUCAAACGUGUGCUUCUGACACUGAAAGAUUUCUCUCAAACAAAUGUACCAGAAUCCAUUGCUGAGGGUUUUGAAGAUGCUGUACUCUACUGCCCUACAAAAGCAAAGUGCAGUAACUUUGACAGUAAAGUUGACAUAGCAAUAUCUCUAAAACGGGACACAUUUGGACACAUUUUCUUUGCCACAAGAUAAAUGAGGUGUUAUGAAGACCAUCUUCAGUACAAACUCAAAUUUGGAAAGAAAAAAAAAGUUACUGCACUUUGCCUUUGCAUGGCACUCUAGCACCCAACCCAAUCAGGCAAUGUUAUUUUCCAAUCUUUUGGGUCCCCCCCUACGCUAGCUGAGGUAUAAAUCCCUUGUGUUGUCAACUCGACCCCUGCAGCUCUAAAGCAUGUGGGGCGUAGAGAUGAGGGUUCACUUCUGCACUUUAUUAUAAGAGGAAAAAACAUGUUUGGACUAGACUUGAAUGUGUACAUUUUUGCUUCUUUUUGUGAGAAAAAAAGAGAAAAGUUUCAACCCUAAAUCCAAAUGAUGGGGCAUGGACUUGUUUUGUGACUGACUGGAUAUGCAAACCCCUCUUUUGUUCUGAAUCAUUGUUGUACCUGUUUGUUUGUAUGUGUGCAUGCAUGCAAGAAGUGAAUGAUGUCUGGUGCGUUAAACACUGAAGACUAGAAGGGGAAAAGUGGAAAUAAUUCUGCUUUCGAAAGACACACUUGAGUUUUCCAUUCCGGGAAGACAUUCACCUUUCGCCCUUACCCCCUCCCCCUGUCUUAAAACCAGGAUACAUGAGUCGUUGGCCUUAAGGGGAACAAGAGUCUGGCAAUUCUCAAAAUUUCAAAUUUUGGGGGGAAAAAUAGAGUUGUAGUUGGCUCUGAUAUGCCAGCGUAUGAUUGAGAGCUUCAAAUUCAGAAUUGAGAUGGAAAAUUUGGCCUGUGCAUUGGGAAAAAAAGAACGCUCAGGGAAAACAAGACACAUUUUUCUUCCAUUUUCCCGUCCUGCUGUUUGAAGAGUCGAGAACCACACAACGUCGCCACUGUCUGUUCAGGUCAUUUCAUAACCAGCUAGUUGUCAUUUCUUCUACCGCUAUGUAAAACUAACUUACAUUUACAAUUUUUCUGUUUUUGGUCCCUUUUGGUCUCACGUGAUGCAUGUGACGGUAUAGCCUGUUUAGAAUUAGAUUUUUUUUGUUUUAAAAAACAGUGUGUAAAGGGUGGAAGUUGUGAACAUAGGAAGAGAGUUCUGUGUUGAUAUCGAAGCAUCUGAUUGGUUGCAGCCUUUUUGCACAUUUUGCUUUGGUGGAAAUUCCUCUGAAGCGGUUCUUCAUUCUCUCCUCUGCCGUAGCUGUGUUGGUGUGUUAGUAUGUUUGUGCGUGUGUGCGUGUGUCUUGUGUGCAGUGAUAGUCAACCUUCGUUGGUUAUACAAUCCACUGCCACAUAUUCAAAUGGCCUGUUUUUUACAUGUCCAAUCCAGCCAAGUGAUUGCUUGGUUGAAUGAUCACCUGGUUAAAUUGCACAGGUAAAACCAUGUCAUUUAAUUUAUUUUAGGAUAUGUGGCACUGGACUGUAGUAACUAAUGAAUCCAGAUUGCCCAUCGCUGCUGCUAAUGCGUAUGUUUGUAGACCAUAUCUGAGACUGUUAAAAUAUGCUGUCUCUGCUGUCCUACGGUACACACUCCAGAUCAUGCCUGGAAUCUAGAGCCUUACUGUUCAUAGAAGCUUUUCGGCAGUCAAUAUGAAUGCUUGUGCACACUUGAAAUGCAUAACUGCCCCCUCAAUGUAGUCUGUUAUUACACAAGUGGCUUCAAAACUGGUUGUGCUUUGAAUCCAAAUACUUUUUUCAAGACAUGACUUGGUUGUAGAGACAAAGAAAGUGCAUCUAUUUUGACAAUUACAAGAUAUGCUGAAACGUUAUGCAAAAAAGUGGCGCUAAACAGCAGUUAUUUUCUGGCAUUGUCCGCUGUAUAAUUCAUAUGUUUGAAUGAAUGCUGAGCAAAUGUAUGUAUGUUAUGGGUACAGGUUCAAAAUAAAGUUAUUAUUGGUUCAA